Messenger RNA from Erinaceus europaeus (western European hedgehog), 1439 nucleotides. It is a transcript of the gene SPATA32, whose product is annotated as spermatogenesis associated 32. NCBI's taxonomy places the organism in Eukaryota, Metazoa, Chordata, Mammalia, Eulipotyphla, Erinaceidae. Gene Ontology annotation, cellular component: perinuclear region of cytoplasm. Gene Ontology annotation, molecular function: actin binding. The coding region runs from base 213 to 1355 and encodes 380 amino acids. The record is from RefSeq and is a predicted model, not a curated record. The transcript has 5 exons. Gene Ontology annotation, biological process: spermatogenesis.
ACAAGACAGCCCCAGCUACCUUCAAGGCCUUGUUCCCUGACCGAGGGUUUAGUGGCAAGGACGUCACAGAAAGCAGAGACAUCACAAGAGCCAGCAGUCCCAGGUCUCCACCGCCCUCUCAACCCCAACCAAAGAGAGCACUGGAGGCGGAGGAACACAAGCCACCAGUCAGCUCCACGCCUCCACGCCUCCACGCCAGCGUUCCAGUCAGCAUGGGGGUGACAGGUGGCGGGUUUCCAUGCUGCAGCAAGAAUUCGGUGGACAUCAAGGAGACACAAGUUACAGAUAACCAACACCAGUUCCAACAAACAGAUGAAGACUUUGACGCAGAGAAAGAAUGGCUGGCACUGGAGCCUAUGUCAUAUAAUGAAAUGGACCUAGAGCUAGAAGUGGAGUCGCAAUCAGCGGACACAGUGCUGGAGGAAGUGGAGGAGCCUGCACCACCAGCCCAGGAGGAGUCCCAGAAGCAAGAGCCUGAGAAAUGGGAGUUAAAGGCAGAGUUCCUCCAGCCCUUCACAGAGGAGCUAGCACAGGACGCCAGCUGUUGGAGUACAAGAUCAAACUGCAGCUUCCUCAGCACCGGGGAAGAGGAACCAAUGUCAGCCAAUCACCGUUCCAUCUCUAUACAGACCUCCAGGCACCUCUUCUGGGCAGACAAGCUCCUCCAGGCCUCUGAACACAGCCUGGACCGUGUCCUCUUGCAGUUCAACAACAAAAGCAAAGAUAAGACUCUGGUCCCCAAGAACAAUCUGUGUCUCAUAAGCCCUACCACCCAGUCGGCUCACACAGACACACAGUCUCAGAAGUCACCACCUUACUGCCUGCCCCCCAGUCAGCCAUCCACUAUUAGCUUAGCAGAGCUGAUCAAUUUUGCCUCUUCCCUGGCUAUGGCUUCCUCCAACAACAUGGACCUGCCCAGUUUGGAGAACAUGUUCAAAAUGUCCAUCCAGAAAGUCAUAAAACCUUCAGCAGGGCCCACAGUGAAUCAUGUCCCCCAGCCUUCUGUGGACCAACCCAAGCAGGAAAAGCCUUCAAGAGAGGCCCCCAAAGAGCCGCCAAAGAAGUCCCCUGAAGAGUUAACAGAGAAACCACUAAACAAGACACUAGAGAGUGGGGAGUUUCAGAAAACUUGGCAGGAAGGGAACAAGAACUUCCUUUACCCUUACCUUGACUUCAGCAAGCCAGGGAUGAAGGCCACAAUCAAAGGUGAAAUGAAGCUUCUUCAGCCACUGGACUUGUCCCCUCCACCGCAAGAAGUCAAGGACAAGCAGCGGAGAGAGGAAGACCGAGGGACCCCUGUCGGCACUGAGAGCAUCCAGGUGACAGGUUGGGGAAGGGUCCACCACUACUUUUAAGCCCUGGAAUCUUCUGGAAGGAGACUGUGGGUCAGGCUGUUUAUGGGGGAUCCUGGGAGGAGGUGAAACUAUAUACCUGUAGGC